Orussus abietinus is the source of this 2249-nucleotide messenger RNA. RefSeq names its product heat shock protein 75 kDa, mitochondrial (gene Trap1). Gene Ontology annotation, biological process: protein folding. The coding region runs from base 10 to 2097 and encodes 695 amino acids. Lineage: Eukaryota; Metazoa; Arthropoda; Insecta; Hymenoptera; Orussidae. Gene Ontology annotation, cellular component: mitochondrial inner membrane. The transcript is spliced from 13 exons. Gene Ontology annotation, molecular function: protein kinase binding; ATP binding; ATP hydrolysis activity. The record is from RefSeq and is a predicted model, not a curated record.
AUUUUAAAGAUGGCGGCCGCCUGCAGAAUUCGAACCGUGCUUCGUUUAAGCAAAUCGUUUUCAAGGCCUGUAAAUUGUACUUUCAGAACUUUCUCGGUAGAGAGAAGAUGGAGACAGUUCUCGGUUUUACGGAACCCUCAUACGAGACUUUUGUCCUCGCAAGCAGAGCCUCAGAGUUCGCAGGAUUACCACAAUAUCGUAAAGGACACGGAGAAACCUAUCGGAGAGAGCGCCAAACAUGAAUUCCAGUCGGAGACCCGUAUGUUAUUAGAUAUCGUUGCAAAAUCUUUGUAUUCCGAUAAAGAGGUGUUUAUACGAGAGCUCAUCUCUAAUGCCAGUGAUGCUCUUGAGAAGCUUCGGUACUUAAGAAUCAGCCAAAAUCUAAGUCCUGAAGAGGGCGGAGACAGAAAUUUAGAAAUUCACAUUGCAACUGAUAAGCAGAAUCGAAUUUUAACAAUUCAAGAUACAGGAAUUGGGAUGACAAAGGAGGAACUUGUUUCCAAUUUGGGAACCAUUGCCCGAUCUGGAUCUAAGGCUUUCCUGGAGCAACUGAAGGAGAAACAAGCAUCCACAGAAAUAUCAAAUAUUAUUGGACAAUUUGGUGUUGGAUUUUACAGUGCCUUCAUGGUAGCGGACAAGGUUGAAGUAUAUACUAAAUCCUACGCCAAGGACGCAGAGGGAUAUUGCUGGGUGUCCGAUGGGUCGGGGACAUACGAAAUUUCGAAAGCAGAAGGUGUACAACCUGGUACAAAGAUAGUAUUACACUUGAAGCCUGACUGUCGGGAAUUUUCUGACGACGCAGCAAUUAAUGAGAUAAUUAAAAAGUACAGCAACUUCGUCGGUAGCCCUAUUUUUGUCAAUGGCAAGAGAGUCAACGUUAUUGAGCCACUAUGGAUGAUGGAUCCAAAAGACGUAACCCAACAGCAGCAUGAACAGUUCUAUCGGUUCAUUGGAAAUUGCUAUGAUGUACCCAGAUUCACCCUACAUUAUACAACUGACGUACCUCUUAGUAUCAGAGCUUUACUAUAUUUUCCUGAAGGCAAGCCAGGACUCUUCGAGAUGAGUAGAGAUACAUCUGUCGGAGUUUCUCUGUACAGCCGAAAGGUCCUAAUCAAAAGCAAGGCAGAACACAUUUUACCAAAAUGGCUGCGAUUCAUAAAGGGUGUUGUUGACUCUGAGGACAUUCCAUUAAACUUAAGCAGAGAAUUAUUACAGAAUAGUUCCCUUAUAGGGAAACUUCGCAAAGUACUUACGACUCGUAUACUCAGGUUCCUUCAAGAGCGAUCGACAAAGCAACCUGAGGAGUACACUAAAUUUUAUAAAGACUACGGCAUCUUCCUCAAGGAAGGAAUAAUCACCAGUGAAGUUCAAUCGGAUAGAGAGGAUAUUGCCAAACUUUUAAGAUUUGAAUCUUCAGCUGGAGCUCCGGGUGAACUGAUCAGCCUUCCACAAUACUGCAGUCGAUUGGCAGGCGAUCAGAAAGAUGUGUACUACUUAUCGGCUCCAAGUCGGACACUGGCCGAGAAAUCACCGUACUAUGAGUCUCUCAAGAAACGAAACGUAGAAGUACUGUUCUGUUAUGAACCUUACGAUGAACUGGUACUCAUGCACUUGGUGCAAUUUAAUUCACACCCUUUGACAUCUGUUGAGAAAGAGAUGCGUGAAAACGCCGAAUCUGAUAAGUCGGAAAUUUUGGGUUCUACGGAGAAAGAAGAUGUAGAUCGCGUCGUGUCUUACAUGAAGAAAGUUCUAUCUAAGAAAGCAUACGAAAUCAAACCUACAACUCGCCUUGAGUCGCAUCCUUGUGUCGUCACUGUCCAGGAUAUGGCAGCAGCUAGACACUUUCUGCGCACACAAAGUCAUCAACUUAAUGAAGAGAUGAGGUAUUCGCUCCUUCAACCUCGCUUGGAAAUCAACCCGAAGCAUCCACUGAUAAAAAAACUCAAUGAGCUCUCAUCGUCUAAUCCUAAAUUAGCUGAUCUUCUCACGCAACAGCUAUUCACGAGCGCUAUGGUGACAGCUGGCCUCAUCGAGGAUCCCAGGACGUUACUAUCAACGCUAAAUGAAUUACUGGUGCUUGCACUUGAAAAACACUAAGAUCUACUCUUUCAAUUUAAGAACUUAUAAAAAAAAUGACCUAGUAGUAAUUUCCACACAAACUUCUAUGUUAAUUCAUUCAUCCUGUAUAUAGUUAUUAUUCCUAAUACAUGAACUAUUUUGUUAGUAAGAAAUAUUACGUUAAAGGGGAA